Adineta ricciae is the source of this 1125-nucleotide messenger RNA. The record is from the annotation of a GenBank genome assembly. Lineage: Eukaryota; Metazoa; Rotifera; Eurotatoria; Adinetida; Adinetidae.
AUGCCGCUGUUCUUUUACCUUGGCGACAUCGGUUAUAAAAAGGGUAUCGAUUUACUGACAACAUAUCCGAUCUCCAACCUCUCGCCGUUGAAUAAAGUUCUUAUGGAGAAAACAUCUGUUAAGGAAAACAUGACGAUGGAUGUAAAUGUUCGUUUUGAACAUUCUUGGUGGCGAAUUUUACUUAUCAUUGGUGCAAUAAUUGCUUUUAUACUUACUUGUACUUUUAAUGGUUUAGCAAGUAGUGGUUCAAACGGUAUGAGUGACGGUCACAUGCCAGUGAAAACAUUUUAUUGUAUUUUGCCGCGUUCUGUUUCAGGUAUUUUUAAGCAAGCUACUGGUAGUGUGAGUGAUGACAACCUGACAGAUUUUACUCCAGCUGGCUGGACAUUUUCUGUUUGGGGCGUAAUAUAUUUUUGGCAAGCAGCGUGGUUGAUCUAUGCUGUGAGUCGUAUACCUCGAAAGUCCAAUGUCGGCUACUUGUACAUAGCACCAAAUACACUUCAUUUCAUCAUUUUCAUAUUCUAUAUUAUAAACAUGGGUCUUAAUAUCGGAUGGUUAUUUGUAUGGGAUCGAGCACACUUUGGUUGGGCUUUGUUAGUUAUUUUUUUAAUGUUUCUUACGAUCACUAUUCCGAUGAUUAUUACACACGUUCUCCUUCAACGCAAUCGACAGAUUUACAUUAAUUCUCGCCGAACGGCCGAUAUAUGGCUUGUACGUGCCUUUGUCCAUAAUGGUUUUGCUAUUUACGGUACAUGGUUGUAUCUUGCAAUGCUACUCAAUUUAACUAUAUGGGUAUCUCGUAUCUAUGACAGAAACGCUCAGUCGAUCACAGACGUGUCAACAGCAGCGUUGAGUCUUGUUUUAGUGGGAAUUCUCGUUUAUUUUGUAUGUGAGAAUUUUAUUUUCUAUUCUUCGAUGGCAUAUACAUUUUUACCAUGGUUUGUUCUGAUAUUUGCAUUAUCGGGUGUUUUAUCGAAAAAUUAUCGACGAAUGGAUAUUCCUGAUAGGAAUAAAUCUUUUACAUUAGCAUUAUUGAUCUUAUGCUGUGUAUUAUUUGCUAUUCGCGUGAUCCUAUUCAUUUUUCGUUAUAUCAAAGGAUACAUUCCAACAAUUCGUGCUCCAUAA